Mustela erminea (ermine) is the source of this 7813-nucleotide messenger RNA. RefSeq names its product zinc finger protein 648 (gene ZNF648). The record is from RefSeq and is a predicted model, not a curated record. Lineage: Eukaryota; Metazoa; Chordata; Mammalia; Carnivora; Mustelidae. Bases 261 to 1970 code for a protein of 569 amino acids. Gene Ontology annotation, biological process: regulation of transcription by RNA polymerase II. The transcript is spliced from 2 exons. Gene Ontology annotation, molecular function: DNA-binding transcription factor activity, RNA polymerase II-specific; RNA polymerase II cis-regulatory region sequence-specific DNA binding.
UGCAGGCAGGAAGGUCGAGUGUAUUACACUGGCCCCACCUCCUCAAGCUCUCUCUGCAGCUGCUGGACUGGACACAAAAGCGUGAGGGACAGAGACACCAUCUCUGCUGAUUUGUACCAAACUCAGUUUCCAAGGGACCGAGAGGCCACAUGUGACAGAAGCCAGGGUGGGGGGCGCACGCCGCGGUCUGCAUUUCCCAGGUAUCCUGAGCCAAGCAAAGAUUCCGUCUAGGAGGAGCAGGACCAGACGUGCCUGACGUCAUGACACAGGUGGACCCCCAGGAAAGGCGCGGCAAGGUGUCUCCUCUCUGCAGCUUGAGUGAGGAAGCUCAUGACCCCCGGAUCCUGAGCGUGAGCUUAGACAGAGAAGAUGAGGAUGGCGGGGAGGCAGGAGACAAAGGGAGCCCUGGGGACCCUGAUCACCAGGUCUAUCCAAGAAACAGCUCGCAAGAGACUCAAGACAGUCCUGACUUGCCCUGGCAUCAUCCACCCAGUGAAGGAGAGAAAUUCUCCAGCCCCGUUAGUGCCGGGGGCGUCGGGAAGGAACCGACAGUGACGCCUGGAAAGAAGGCCGGCUGGGGAAGCGGUGAGUCCAAGAUCACCCGGAACCAGGACUCCCCUGGACCAGGCACGCCUCCGGGGACCCUCCCUAGCGACCUGUCGCACAAGUUGUUAGGUCGGACGCAACCGCUUAGGGACUCACUACUUGCCGGAGAUGAUGGAGACUCCAGGGCAAACCUGGACGCUGCCUUGGGCGUCCCAUCCAGCUUCCCUGAGACGGGAAGAGAUUUCUGUGCACAGAGAGGCGUAGACACAUCCCCAGACAGCUCCUCUCCGAUGUGUUUCCCCAAGCCGGGGGGCAACUGGGACCUCCCCACGCAGGAGACGCGCACCCCGGCCCGGGGUUCUGUCCCCCCAGCCAGUCUGGCAGCAGCGAUGCUGGCCAAAGCGCGGACCGGCAGGAAGGGCCAGAAGCUGGAGGGUGCGCAUGAGGCGGGGCAAGGAGAGGCACAUCCGUAUAAGUGCUUGCGGGGAGGAAGGGCCUUCCAGAAGCCCAGCAAUCCCCUGGGUCCCUCGCAGCCGCGGGGCACCAAGCCUUAUGCCUGUGAGCUGUGCGGGAAGACCUACUCUCACCGGGGCACGCUCCAGCAGCACCGCCGCCUGCACACGGGCGAGCGGCCCUACCAGUGCCCCUUCUGCGACAAGGCCUACACUUGGUCCUCCGACCACCGCAAGCACAUCCGCACCCACACGGGGGAGAAACCCUACCCAUGCCCGGACUGCGGGAAGGCCUUCGUGCGUUCCUCCGACCUGCGCAAACACCAGCGCAACAUGCACAGCAACAACAAGCCCUUCCCGUGCGCCGAGUGCGGUCUGACUUUCAACAAGCCACUGUCGCUGCUGCGCCACCAGCGCACGCACCUGGGCGAGAAGCCCUUCCGCUGCCCCGCUUGCGACAGGGAGUUCGCCGUGGCCAGUCGAAUGAUGGAGCACCAGCGUGUGCAUUCAGGCGAGCGGCCCUUCCCCUGCCCCACCUGCGGCAAGUGCUUCACCAAAUCCUCCAACCUGAUCGAGCACCAGACGCUGCACACUGGCCAGAGGCCCUUCAAGUGCGCCGACUGCGGCGUGGCCUUCGCGCAGCCCUCGCGCCUUGUGCGCCACCAGCGCAUCCACACGGGGGAGAGGCCCUUUCCUUGCACCCAGUGUGGCCAGGCCUUUGCCCGCUCCUCAACCCUGAAGCGGCACCAGCAGAUCCACUCCGGGGAGAAGGGCUUUCUCUGCGCCGAGUGCGGCAGGGCCUUCCGAAUCGCCUCGGAGCUUGCCCAGCAUAUUCGGGUGCACAACGGGGAGAGGCCUUACCAGUGUGAGGAUUGCGGCCAGGCCUUCACCAGGUCCAAUCACCUCCAGCGGCACCGAGCCAAGCACAGCACCUGCAAAAAGGAGACCAUCCCCUCCUCCUCUGAUGAGUGAGGGCUCGAGCCGCUAAGUCUCAGGGAAGGUGAAGACGCUGUCGUACCUCACUGCCUGGAACCCUCCUUCAUGGACAAGCCCAUUCACAUGGUAAUGUCGCCUAGCCCCACUGGCCAGCCUUUCCUCCCAGUGAGUCCUGGCCAUGGGUGGUCCAUUUGAUAAAAGUGUUUGAUCUCUUGUGUAAAAAGUAACAGGAGGGCUGGCACCUAUGUGGGGUUUCCUAUCUGUCUUUCUUCCAAAUCUCAGAGGCCGUACUCCAUUGGAAAAAGAUAAGAAACUGUAGUGAGAACUGAUCAAGAGUUGAGUUCCAUGGUGGGGGAAUCUCAGUGGGUUGGGAAUGAUAUCCUGGGCACUGUGCAAGCCUCGAGGGAUACAGUGAAAAAAAAGGUUGUCCUGUCCUGCCCUCAAGGCCAUGUGCAAAUACUAAGAAGACCUCAGGGGCUGGUCCUCUUGGGGAGAAAGGUACUUUUCAGUUUUUACAUGAAUAAGGGAAUCUAGAAGUGGUAUCUGUGAGCACCUCUUUCAAAGCAGCAAAACCUCUCUGAGGUUAGCUCAGACCCAGCCAGACAGCCCAUUAUUUCACUUUCCUGCCAAAAUUACUUUCCCCUUGGGAAAUGGGUCUCAGCUUUGAGGUGGAGAAGGCCUUUGUCUUAAAGAGAGGGAAGUUUAUGUCCUAUGUUUUGGAAUCAAAAACACAAGUUUUUUUGUUGUUGUUGUUGUUUUUGUUUUUUUUCUGUAAGUCCAGAAAAACCUUAAUAUCUGAAAAAGAAGUCCCUUCCUCUUUACAGUCAAAUACAGUAAGUUGGAUCGAACCUAAGUCUCUCCCACAAUAUUUACAUCAGCUUCCUGUCUGGCCACCUUUUCCCUUGUUCCCAACUUGGGAACUUCAACCAUAUGUAAUUUACAGAGAGUAAUAUGCCCACUUAGAGAGAGAUAUGUAGCAUUUCUCCAAAUGGGCGUGAUCGUAAUUCAAGAAACCUCUUAGAUUCAUUUAAGUUUUCUAGGUCAUUAGCUCCGAUUUGAAGUUAAUAAAAUAGAAUAGCCCUUGCCCAAGUGCCAAUUGGUUUGUCUUUGUUUCAAAGUCUUAAAACCAAGUUUGGAAACCCUCAUGAUUCACAAUUACUCUCCAAUGAGGUUAUUUGAAAUCUGUGUAUUACCAACAGUCAUUCUUCAAAAUGUAUUGACUUUCUAUCAUUUGAAAUCAGUAGUUCUUAGCUCUGGACCCAACUGCAAAGAAUUCAUGACUUCACAGAUUUCCUUUGAUGCACAGGGGCAAACAUGGAAUAAGAUGUCCCAAAAGAACAUAUAGCACUCUCCUUUGGUGGAUAUCUUUAUCAUAUUCCUAAAAUUGCCACCAAAGGGUGCCAAAUCUGAAUUUCUUUUGAAUUCUCCCUCGACACAUGGGAGACAAAGAGAAGUGAUACAUGUUGUCAUACUUUGUUUGAUAAAGGCAAACUUAGUAAAAGUGUUUGACUGCAGGCCUGGAGGUUUUGUGUCUUAACUCCCUUGGACACAUCUACAUGUCCAACCAACAGAAUUAGGUGGUUCAGGGUCUGGCAUGAGGGGCAAUGCUUGAGGUAUUAGUCCAUCCCCAUCCUUUACCAGUGAUAUGACCUUGGCUUCAGCUUCUGUAUCUGCAUUGGCUAAUCAGGAGUGAUAAUAAGGCAGCAAUAAAAGUUGGAGUUAUCCCACCAGGAAAGGAAAGUUGGCUAAAGGCAUGGGUAUUAAAUUGGUAAAGGUUGUAAAAAAUCAACCAUAGCAUUGUGAUUAUCAACAGCAUAAAGUCUUGUAUAUUUUUCCUGGUUAACCAAUGAAAUCUUUGAAGACUGAAGUCAUUGUUUCUUUUCUUUGUAUUAUUUUUUUUUAAGAUGGUUGUUAGUACAAUUUUGAUAAUUAAAAUAUUUAAUUUGUUUCCAUAAAUUUUUAAGGCUAUUGUUCCCCAAACCAGUUCAUAGAAUGGCUAUAGAGAAGGUACCUGAGCUGUUUCUUGACCAUACAACCUGCUGAAUCCUAGCUUCGGACAUUGAAACAAGUCUGCAGGUCAUUUUGGAUUCUAAUCUUUUAAGCUUCCCCUAUUUUCUGACGCACAGCCAAGUUGGGACCACUGGUCUACUUAAUCAUUGGUGAUAAUUUCCUUUUAUCAUCUAGCCAGCAGAUAGCAUGAAAAUGAGCAGGCAAUCAGGAUGAGAUCACAACAGAAUGAGACUAAAAAUAGGUUCAAGCUUCUGGAAGACCUCCUGACAAGGAUACGAUGGACUCAAGCUAUCAAGAAGGUUGUGAAGUGGUUGCAUAAUCUCAUUUCUGCAGAUGAUGUGCGGUAUCUCUGUGUAGCUUCCAGAUGGGCACACCUAUGGGGAAAAAGUGUGUCCUUUUUGUUACUAGGCAGAAAAAACCAGGUUAGCUUGUGCUGGGUAUCUUUGGAGCUACAUACUGUGUUUCUGGAAUAUAAAGGAUUGUAAUAUACUGAACAGGUGAAGAGAAGUUCAAUAAUCCUUCAGUAGUGUCACUUAGUCAAGUCACAUUUUAAGGAAAAUUCUCCCAACCAGUAUUUUCUCAUACCAGCUGCAAGGGUCAUGUUGAAUAUGUAUUGCAGGGGGAUGCAGUCCCCUUACUGUAGCCACAGGUCAUUGGGCUGGACAGUGAAAGGUCACAAUUCAUGGAGUGGAGAAGCAGAUACAAAGGAGAAGACAACCAUCUACUAACUGGUGUGGCAUAAAUUCUGCCCAGUGAAGUCUGCGGUCCAAAGCAGGGUCAUUUGAAUCCUCUGUUUAUAGAAGAAUCAGUAUUUGAAUAAGGUUAUUCUGUCUCAGAUUGUUAUCCCAAAUAAUAGUGAACUGCUUUUCUAGUUCCCUAUAAACCUUCACAUCAUAGCAGACGAUCUUGUUUCCCCAUUCUGUAAUUAAAAAUCAGAACAGGGCCUUCUUUGCAAUAGAAUUUAGAGCUUCUCUCUAGACUAGUGCCAUUUCUGCAGGUUAGUUUGCCAAAAUUAAUUUGGAUAUACCAAAUAAAAAUGAUCAUUUAUAAGACUCAACUAAAUAAACAUUCCCUUGAUAGUGUCACCAGAGUUCCCAGUUAUCACGAUCCAUAUCCUUUAGAUAAUAGUGAUAAUAAUUAUCACCUUACGUAGUAUUCAGUGUGCUUGGGUUUUAAGUGUUUCAUCCAUAUAUUAACUAUUGAAAUGUUAAAGUAAACCUAUGAUGAUAAUUAUCCUUAAUUUUAAGAAGAGGAGAUCAAGAGACAAAGAAGUUAUAUUGCCCAAGACAUUAGGGCUAAGGGGUAGCAUAAUGAUGUUUCAACAUUUAGGCAUUCAGUGGAGGCAAUUAAUGGCUCCAGAGACUGCUGUUAACCACAGGGCCAACUGCCUCUCUUUGGCAUGGAAGAAGACUCUGCAAUUAUUGGUGACAUGCAUUUUCAAAAGUAGGUGACCAUAAAUUCAAGAGAUGAUAAAGGUUGAAACACAGCACAGCAGAAAUUUGGCUUGACCCAGGAAGAAAGACCUUGUGGAUUUGGGAUUGGCAGCUGUUAAUCAUUAACCCCUUAGAGAAGCUGUCGAGAAGCCAGCCAGGAAAAAGGGGUUGGAGGCCAUAGUUCCUUGAAGGCCCACCAAGGGUUCAUUUCCCUAAUGAAACAUUCUGUGUCUACGCCAUACACAGAAAAUUACACCAGCAAAGAAUCUUGACACUCAACACUUACACAAAAUUUUAUCAUCCAAAUGCAUGCACAUUAAACAGCUAUAUUACCUCUGAUAGAAACCCAACAGAUCACCCAGGAGUUCCAACUAAGCCUUCAAAAUUAUUGCAGGGAAGGAAAUGAUCAAUUUAAUACUCAUAUUAGAAUACUCAAACAGAUGUCUUUGCUAGACUCAGAACUAGACUGCAGACUACAAACUCAAUGACCCAUGAAAAUAUCGCCAAAGACGGAAUGACAAUGUUUCAUUGAGCCAGAAAAUGGUGUCUUUUUAAAGUUGAGAGCGAAGCUCAUUUUUAACAUCAGUUGCCUUCUCUCUAUUCUGCAUAAAUCCAUGCCAGAACAAUUAAAAAUUUUCCACAAUGGCUAGAUAAUAUUUUUCCAUGUUUUCUCCUUAAUGACUUCCCACAAACUCAGUCAAAUUGGCUGAGUCUCACUGUCUCAGGAGUGUCAGGCACUCAGUAGACCGGAACCGUGAACAGUGAACCUGAACCUGAACAGUGGAUAAAUGGGGCUUCUAUAAAGCCUAAGCUAAUAAUUAGGAUUUAAAGUAAAGUUGACCCCUUCUGUAAAGCAAAGAGAAUAUAGAGGAGGUCCAGGACAAGAAGGGAAGCAAGGAUCUUCUGUGGUCGUUCAAUGAGGUCAAGGACAAGUGGGAUUAGUAAGUAAGAUGAAGAGAUGUCCAAGACUUCAGAGGUGGAGUCAAUAAGGUUUGGUUACAAGGUAAUAACAACUACCAAACAGUGAACACUUUUAGGGUUCUGGCACAACCUCUAGCAUCCCAACUAAUCCCUACCACAGUCGGUUAAGGGAGACUCUUAAAAAAUAUUUCCACGUGGGAUAUGUAACUCUUUUCUUGGAAAGCAAAUAAGAUUAAUAGUUCUUGGCUAUUGUCUAUCAGUAUUGUUAAGCAAAGAUCACUAAGGCCUUUGUCCUCCUUCUAAGAAAAAGGUUGCAUAUCUGUCACACCGAGAACAUGCAGCAAAUCCCCCACCUUUCAGUUUAGAAAUUAUGCUUGCUUACAUUUUUACUUUCUGCAGUUAUGGUGGUGUAAAAAAUAUGCCCACAUAAGUGUCCAUCAAGGGAUGAAUGGGCAAAGAAGUUCCGGUGUACACAUAAACACACACAAUGGAAUAUAAGUUAGCCGUGAGAAGAAGGACAUCUCCCCACGCACAAAGACAUGUUGGGGACAUAAAGUAUGUUAAAUGAGUUAAGUCAGACUGAGAAAAACAAAUGCUGUGUGAUGUCACUUAUAUGUGGAGCAUAAAAAAAAAUCAAACUUAUAGAACCAGAUGCAAGGGUGGUUGCCAGAGGCUGGGAGUGGGAGAACUGUGGAGAUACUGGUCAAGGGGUGUGACUUUCAGCCAUAAGCUGAAUGAGGCCUGAAGAUCUGAUGUAAAACACAGUGACUGCAGUUGGUAACAUUGUAUUGUGUAACUGAAAUAUGUGAAGAGAGUAGAACUUCAGUGUUUUCACCCCCACCCCAAAAAACAUAAAUAUGUGAGGUGACAGAUGUGUUAACUAGAUGGGGAGAGACCCCUCACAAUGUACAUGUGUAUCAAAUCACCACAAUGUGUACUUUAAAUAUCUUACAUUUUUUUUGUGUCAGUCAUACCUCAAUAAAGCUAAACUUAAAAAAAAAAGAAUUUAAAAAUUAAAUAAAAAUUUUAAAAUACGUCUACAAAUUCUGUGAUACGCCUCCCUUUAAGAAGUCAGCCUAAUCUCUUUCCUUUUUUGUGUAGGCUACACUCAAUGACUUGGUUCUAAUAAAUACAAUAAAGUAGAAUUGUCAGUGCACAGCUUCUGAAGCUAGAUCACAACCAGCAUUGUGGCUUCCACUGUUUGCUUGAUAUCUCUCUCUCCUUCUCUCUCUCUCACCCCCUUGCCCCUCAUUACUUGCUCUGAGGGAAGCCAGCCACCGUGUCGUGAGCAGCCUUAUGAAGAGGGCCUUGUGGUGAGGAGAUGGUUAACAGCCACAUCGGUGAACUUGUAGGGGACCCGUUAACCCCAGCCGAGAGUUCAGAAUGACUGCACAUCUGGCUGACGACUGGAUUGAAACCUCACAAGACACCCAAAGCCAGAACUAUUUAUCUAAGUGGCUCUCAAAUCCCUGAUCCUUGGAAACUGUGUGAAGUAAUAAAUGCUUAUUAUUUUAA